This is a messenger RNA of Dendroctonus ponderosae (mountain pine beetle), 4037 nucleotides long. It is a transcript of the gene ttv, whose product is annotated as exostosin-1. The record is from RefSeq and is a predicted model, not a curated record. Bases 291 to 2456 code for a protein of 721 amino acids. Lineage: Eukaryota; Metazoa; Arthropoda; Insecta; Coleoptera; Curculionidae. The transcript has 5 exons. Gene Ontology annotation, cellular component: membrane. Gene Ontology annotation, molecular function: glycosyltransferase activity.
AAAUUUUUGAUGUUUACUGCAAAAGUGUCAAAAAAUUUCUUGUUUCACUCAUGUACAGUUGACGAUUGAUGAUUGUUUCUUUUAAAAACUUCCAGACAAUACAGAGAUAAAAAGUCAGCGUUUACUGAACCGUAGUGAGUAUCUAGUCUUCAUGCAUAACGGCACUGGACAAAAUUAGAGGGAGGAAAAACAUGUACAGGACAAAUUAUGUUUUUGAAGUAAAGGUGGAUCUUAAACCUCCCAUCCCCUAAAACUAUGAAUAAUUCCAUUUAGUAUUGUGUGAGGUAGUGAUGCAGGCAAAAAGGCGAUAUUUGCUAGUAUUUGUCGUAGCUUUUCUAACAAUUUGGUACUUUGGGGGCUAUCACUUUCGGCAUAAACCAAGUGUUCCUUUUAACGAAGAAGUACUAUCCAGCUAUGUCAAUUUGGAUACUAUAGAUACAGGAUACGCAAUAGGCCGAGAUAGGCACAUCACACAAAAUGAUGCAAAAGUCCUCUGUAGAAUGGAAACUUGUUUCGACUUCAGUAGAUGUGAAAAAGACUUUAAAGUUUAUGUUUAUCCACAAGAAGAAAACAAUAUUCCCAGUCCGUCCUACUUGAAGCUCCUAAAUGUGUUGUUAGAAUCACGUUAUUAUACUUCUGAUCCAAAGGAAGCAUGCUUAUUUGUCCUAAGUAUGGAUACAUUAGAUAGAGAUCGUCUUAGCGCUGACUAUGUGAGAAAUAUGCAAAGCAAAACUCAAAGACUGCCUUACUGGAAUGAUGGCCUUAACCAUGUCAUUUUUAACUUGUAUUCUGGUACUUGGCCGAACUAUACCGAAAAUAAUUUGGAUUUUGAUUAUGGCAAAGCUAUAUUAGCUAAGGCAAGUAUGUCUGAGGAUCAUAUUAGGCCUGGAUUUGAUAUAAGCAUUCCUCUGUUUCACAAAAUUCAUCCCGAGAAAGGUGGACACCCAGGGUCGAAUUCUGCAAACAGUUAUCCUUUAGAGAAAACCUAUUUAUUGGCCUUUAAAGGGAAACGUUAUGUACAUGGCAUUGGCUCUGACACUAGAAAUUCUUUAUACCAUCUACAUAACAGGAAAGAUAUGAUAAUGGUUACAACUUGCAUACAUGGGAAAAGUUGGAAAGAUAUGAAAGAUGAACGAUGCGAAGAGGAUAACAAAGAAUAUGAAAGAUACGAUUAUGAAAUGCUAUUGCAAAAUUCAACAUUUUGCUUAGUGCCCAGAGGUAGAAGAUUGGGCUCGUUUCGAUUUUUAGAAGCUCUACAAGCGGGUUGUAUUCCUGUUUUAUUAUCAAAUAGUUGGGCGUUACCAUUUUCAGAGGUAAUUGACUGGAAUAAGGCAGUUAUUUGGGCAGACGAACGAUUGCUAUUGCAGGUUCCUCAUAUUAUUCGCUCGAUAUCACCAAGCAAAAUCCUACAAUUACGCCAACAAACACAAGUGUUGUGGGAUAGGUACUUUUCGUCAAUAGAAAAAAUAGUCUAUACCACACUGGAGAUUAUAAGGGAUAAACUUCCAAAGAAACAAAAGCGAGAUGGUACCAUAUGGAAUUCUUUCCCAGGGGCUUUGCUCACUUUACCAACCUUCUCAGACUCUCUGCAAGACUUUCCAUUUCAUGUUGAAUCAGAUAUCAACAAAUUUACUGCUGUUAUAUACUGUCAGCUUGGUAUAACUUUAUCACAAACCUCGACACUUUACAGACUAGUCAGUUACGUGUCCCGAAGUAAAUAUGUAGCAAAAAUUCUCAUAGUGUGGUCAAAUGACAAAAGACCACCGAACAGAAAUCGUUGGCCACUUUUACCUAUACAUAUUCCUUUACAUAUCAUCCAAACUGGAAGCGGCCUGGAAGGAAAAUCCAGCAUUUCUCAGCGGUUUUACCCGCACAAAGAAAUUAGGACCGAUUCUGUUCUUUCGUUGGAUGAGGAUACGAUACUUACCACUGAAGAAAUUGAUUUUGCGUUCGUUGUUUGGAGGCAAUUUCCUGAUAGAAUUGUUGGGUAUCCUGGUCGAUCGCAUUAUUGGGAUGACUCCAAAUCCACUUGGGGAUACACUUCCAAAUGGACUAACGAUUAUUCGAUCGUGCUGACGGGAGCAGCCUUCUAUCAUCGGUAUUACAACUACCUUUAUACCGAAUGGCUGAGUCCAUUGCUACAUAAAACCGUCGAACAGAGUCAAAACUGUGAAGAUAUACUCAUGAACUUUUUAGUCAGUCACGUUACACGUAGACCUCCAAUUAAAAUAACUCAAAGAAAACAGUACAAAGAACAGCCAAGCGCCGGUAGUUGGUCUCCAUGGAAUGACCCAGACCACUUCAUUCAAAGACAAACCUGUCUCAAUACAUUUGCAGCGGUUUUUGGAUAUAUGCCACUGUUGAGAUCAAAUUUAAGGCUAGAUCCAGUGCUUUUUAAAGAUUCGGUAUCGAAUAAAAGGAAAAAAUAUAGGAAAAUUGAACUGGUAGGAAGUUAAUGGAUAACUAGUUCAAAUAUGGUGUGAAUAUAAUUUCCAUUAAUGAAGCUACAAGCGGCAAUUGAGAUGCAUCGGAUGUACAAUUUUCACGAAUGCUUUAUGAUACUAUAAUAAUAUCAAUAUGCCAGGGUUUUCCAAUUCCACGUAUAGUUAGGUUCUAAAAUUUAAAACCGUGCCAUUUUCUUUUAUUCUCCCCAUUUUUUUAGAUUGUAAGUAAGAGAUACGAAUCAAAAGAGAUUUUUUUAUCUCCACAAAAUAAGCGCAUUGAUUAAAAUCGCUAAAUAUUACCUUGAUCUGUAAAACUUGGUUAAAAAAAGCAUAUGUUCUUUUUCCCGAUAAGAGCAGCACCCAAAUCAUAUAAACUAUGACCGCUUUGAAGUCAUGUUCUACUAGUUUACUAUGAUACGAUCUUAGCUUUUAUUGAAGCACAAUAGCUAAAAGAGCAGCUUAAUAGUCCAAAAACUUUUUAAAUACGAAUGCAUAAACAUUUACAGUUUGUGUAGUUCGCACUGAAAACAGAAUAAUUUUUCAAAAAGUAAUUGUUUAUUUUAGAAUAUUUUGCUUUUUUUGAUCUACUUUUGAAAGAAAAUAGUUAUUCAAUAAAUCUUAAAUAUGAAUAUGGUGGUAAAGUCCACCUACCUACCAAAAAUAAGCAACUUUAUAUAAAACCGUGUACAUAUAUAUGUAAAGUUAGUUUUUAUAUAACGAUUUUGGGAGACCUAUUUUACGCCAUGAUAGUUUAUACAAUUAUUUUCAGCAAAUAUGGGCUUAACAAUAAAGUAGAAUCAAUUAAGUAAAGCAAUAUAUGUAAGAUUGAAAUGGACUGUAUAUCAAUUGAUAAUUUUUAAGUCAUCAGUAAUGAAUUUAUAUAUUUAUAUUUAUUAGGUGUAUUGAUUUAACUAGUCAUUUAAAACGUAUAUUGCUAAAUUUUUGAAAAUUGCUUCAAUUUAAAUUCAAACUUAUUCUUGAAUCGGAUAUCUACAGGGUGGCUGAACAUAUUUUUAAACAUUAUUAUCGUCCAAACUUCAAACUUAGACACCAGCCAGCAUUUUUACUUUCUACGGUGUAUCUGAAACAAAAUAUAAUCAUCCUGUAAUUUUGUCCAAUUUUUGCUAGUCAUUCACAAGUUUUCUCGCUAAUAAAACUAAAAUCCGAAAAAUAGAUGGAUAUGUCAGAUUUAUAUGGAAAUAUGUUUACUGUAGUUUUACAGUUUUGCUCAAAUAUUGCGUAAACACAUCCUAUUGUCUUGGAAGGAUCUACUGGCUUGUACUUAAAUGUCGAAUGAACAUUUAAAAAGUUUAUAGUCAAAUUUGGUUCCUAUUUAAUAGACGGCGGCAUAUACACCUGUACUUAUAUACUCGCGACGAAAACCAAUAAGAAUAAGUUUGAAUGCAUAGUUUUUUACGAUAAGUUGUUUAUAUUAUGCUAAGUUUUAUUGGUUACCAUUGAACUGAACAAUGAAAGCUGUUAUAUUUUCUAAAGUUUAUAUCUACAGUGGCAAUCUUAUCACCUUUUUUAAUUGUGUAUAGUUUAUUGAAACAAAUUACCCCAAUACAUCUUUUCAAUAUUUUAUACUGAAAA